AUGGACCGUCCCAUAUACGAAGAUGACCUGACCACCAUCCAUGCCCGCCACGCUGCCCCACUUGUGCAACUACGCCACCUCGCUGCCACAUCCGUCCGCAAUCUCAGGACAGCAGUAGCAGAGGAAAUAAUGCAAGCCGCGCUGAUGAUCCUCGAGGAUAUUGCGACCAUGGUAGGGGACAUGUUCCCCGAUGGAGAAAUAAGCGACCCAGACCUCCCAUUCGGGCAGGUGAGAAUGGACACCGAGGGUCUCCACAUUGGCCACUCCACGAGGAGCUUCCGCGAAAAUGACAGCGUCUACUCAGAGGGAUGCUCUGAUGAUGAUGCAUCAUCGUCUGCGGAAGAGUCGGACCAGGAAGCGGACUCGCUCCCGCCGCUUCCCUUGACGGAGCUUGCCAGGACGUGCUCUGCCACUUCCUUCGCCAACCUCCGCCACCUCUACACCCUCUAUUACACCAUCCACAUCUCUCGGAUGGACCGCCUCAUUCUACGUCUGGACACCUCCUCCACCCUCCCCAACAGCACCGUUCCAAACCGCCCCGAAUCCAUCUGCCAGACUCCCCCACCCUCUUCCGCGGCUGGCAUCAGCUACGGCCCUCGCUGCGAGAGCCCGCAACAGAAACAGAUGCAGAAGAACUGCAGCCAUGGUGGUGGUGCGGGCGUCCCGUUGACCGAAGAAAAAGAAAUGCAGUAUGCCCAUGUCCUGGCAGAUGAAAUGCUGCAGGUUGCCGAGUACAAGGAAGCGAUCGUCCGCAUACUGGUUGAGGAGCUUGCGGGAGGUAUGGGUGCGGCUUGA
Molecule: messenger RNA, 795 nt
Organism: Lasiodiplodia theobromae
Lineage: Eukaryota; Fungi; Ascomycota; Dothideomycetes; Botryosphaeriales; Botryosphaeriaceae
Exons: 3
Coding region: 1-795 (264 amino acids)
Source: RefSeq, a predicted model, not a curated record